This is a messenger RNA of Centruroides sculpturatus (bark scorpion), 1326 nucleotides long. Its product is annotated as alpha-(1,6)-fucosyltransferase-like. Gene Ontology annotation, molecular function: alpha-(1->6)-fucosyltransferase activity. Bases 1 to 1326 code for a protein of 441 amino acids. Lineage: Eukaryota; Metazoa; Arthropoda; Arachnida; Scorpiones; Buthidae. The transcript is spliced from 7 exons. Gene Ontology annotation, biological process: protein N-linked glycosylation. The record is from RefSeq and is a predicted model, not a curated record.
AUGUGGUACUUUAUUCAUUCGCAAUUAACUAAUUUACAAAAAUUACAAAAUAUUCAGGAUAAUGAAAGGAAACUUUUAAAUUAUAUAGAGGAAAGCGGAGUGGAGUAUUAUAGAGUUAUAUGGCAUGAACUGAAUCGCUUGUCGCAGAUGGAAGGAUGGUCUUCGAAUAGAGAAUUGGAAGCUUUCAGAUUAGGAGAAAUUGUUCAAAACCGGAUCGAUAAAUUGCAGAAUCCGGAUCAAUGUAAUAUCUCGAAAGUGUUAUUAUGCAAUUUGACGAAUCCUCACGGCUUAGCUUCUUCAAUACACGAUGUAUUAUGGUGUUUUAUCAAAGCGUAUUAUAGCGGUAUGAUGAUGGUUUUGGAUAUAUCCCACUGGCACUACGAAAUAAAAAGUUGGGAAAGCGCUUUUUUGUCUUUAACUCGUACUUGCCAAAAUAUGAACAUAUCUCAUAUAUAUAACUCUCCAUGGCCCGGAAAGAAUGAUGACAAAGCUCGUUCCGAUUUAGGACGUCUUCCGCUUGAUCUUAAACCACAGUUGAUUCAUCUUUUCGAUCAACCGCUAGUUUGGUGGUACGGACAAUUUAUAAGAUAUUUAUUAAGACCAAAUGCAGCAUUUGAAAGUUAUCUUAAAACUAAGGAGAAAUUAAUUGGGUUUUCUUCUCCUAUUGUUGGAAUUCACGUGAGAAGAACAGACAAGAUAGGUAAAGAAGCCAAAUUCCACGAUCUGUACGAAUAUAUGUAUCACGUGGAAGAUUAUUAUAAGCGCCAGGAAUUGGAUAAUCCUCGACUGGAGCGAAAAGUGUUCAUUGCUACUGAUGAUCCAUCUGUUAUUACAGAGUGCAAUUCGAAAUAUCAGCGAUUUACCUGCCUCAGUUUUUCUGAAAAUGCAGAUUUAGCAUAUAACAUGAAAAGUCGCUAUACGAAUUCGUCUGUAUGGGGAUCUUUAACAGAUAUAUUCUUAUUAGCAAACUGUGAUUUUUUAAUAUGUACUUUUUCAUCUGGGUUUUGUCGUUUGGCAUACGAAUUAAUGCAUAGUAUUCAACCCGAUGCUUCUAAUAGAGUACAUUCGUUAGAUGUUGAAUAUUUAUAUGCAUGGAAGAAACCACCUCAGAGAAUUGCCUUAUAUUCCCAUGUGCCUAAAUCUCCUAAAGAACUAUGGUUUCAUAGGGGCAGUCUAAUAAGCAAACAGGAUGAGUUCGCCGUAAUGUACAGUGCUUUGUAUGGGAAAAUUUGGAAUGGUUUAUUGGAUGGAUUCAUAGAUAAGACUGGUGAGAAAGGAUCAUAUCCUAUUUUCAAGACAAUAGAACAUUACAAUGUGGACAGUUAA